GCACGUGCGCCGCCUGCGCCGAGCCCGGGUGCCGGGUGUGCCAGGCCGACGGGGCCUGCCUCGUGUGCAUGGAGCCGCGCCUGCUGCAAGUCCACCCGGUGACCGGGGUGGUGGCCUGCGUGGAGGCCUGCCUGCCGGACCACACGGCGGUCGCCGGGGUGGGCCAGCGGUGCAUGCCGGCCUGGGAGCACGCGGCCACGGAGCUGUCGGUGCCGAGCGCCCUGCAGGACCCCGGGGCCGGCGGGCUGGCCUGCGUGGCCGAGUCCUGGCUGGCGGCCGGCCCGGCCGGCGGGCUGGGGCUGCUGCCGGCCGACACGCCGGCCGACCGGCUGGCGGAGAACCUGCUCGGCUUCCCGGCCGACGGGUCGCCGGUG
Fonticula alba is the source of this 374-nucleotide messenger RNA. RefSeq lists its product as hypothetical. The transcript has a single exon. The annotation marks the transcript as partial. Lineage: Eukaryota; Rotosphaerida; Fonticulaceae. The record is from RefSeq and is a predicted model, not a curated record.